UUCGUGCCAACAGUAGCCCCGCGGCCAUUUUUUGAAAAUUCAUAGCCUUACACGUGAAACAACAGUAUUUUUGCGUAACAUUACGCAACUGUCGCCGAAAAACCGCCCCAAAAUGAGUGUCACCACCGAAACGGUCAACUUUUACAACAAAGAGGCCACGAAUGCCGAGGAGCAAAUCGCGCUCCUGAAACAACAAAUCCUGCAACUACAACAAAACAUCAAGAGUAAAACCGUCGACGCAUCGCUCGACCCCGACUUGCAAACACUCUUCACCGAAAACACGAAGCUCAAACACCGCCUCACCAUCUUGCAAAGAGCGAUUUCGAACCUGAGCCAUUCAUCCCCAGCUCCACGGGACUCAACCAGGAUGCAAAACAUCCAGGAAAUCCUGGCUGAGGUGUUCAGCCAGGCGAUUGCAUCAGCUUGUCCGGACAUCACAGACCCGCCAGUUGUCAUCACCCUAGGUAACAACCCAAAGUUCGGCGACUACCAGUGCAACUCCGCCAUGCAAAUCGCCAACAUUUACAAACAGUUGGGCAAAAAGAUCACUCCUCGCGACGUCGCGAACAAAAUUCUCGAAAACGUCGCCCCACAUGAGGUAAUCGAGAAACUGGGAGUAGCCGGGCCGGGGUUCAUUAACGUAUACGUGAGUAAAAGUUUCGGGCUGCGCAACCUCUCCACGGUUUUCUCGCACGGGGUUAGGGCUCCCGAAGGAACGAAAUCGCGGAUCGUGGUAGAUUUUUCGUCGCCCAAUAUCGCGAAGGAGAUGCACGUGGGACAUUUACGGUCCACUAUUAUCGGGGAAAGUAUUUGUCGCUUGUUGGAGUUUUUGGGGCACGAUGUUUUGAGGAUCAACCAUGUGGGGGAUUGGGGGACUCAGUUCGGUAUGUUGAUUGCGCACCUUCAGGAUAAGUUUCCUGAUUAUUUGGAGCGUUCGCCCCCCAUCUCCGAUCUGCAAAGUUUUUACAAAGAGUCGAAAAAACGGUUCGACGAAGACGAAGAUUUUAAAAAACGGGCGUAUUCGUGUGUUGUUAAAUUGCAGUCGUUCGACCCUGACUACACAAAAGCGUGGCAAUUAAUCUGCGACGUGUCGCGUAAAGAAUUCCAGGUGAUUUACGACCGGUUGGACAUAAAGUUAAUCGAACGUGGUGAAUCCUUUUACCAGACUCGGAUGCUCGAAGUCGUCAAAGAGUUGGAAGAAGGGGGUUAUUUGGAGGAGGAUGAAGGUCGGAAGGUGAUGUGGGGGGAUAAAACUGCUAGCAGUAUACCUUUCACUGUGGUGAAGUCUGACGGUGGUUACACCUACGACACCUCAGACUUAGCCACGAUAAAACAACGCAUUCAGGAAGAAAAAGCCGACUGGAUUAUCUACGUGACGGAUGCCGGCCAAGCCACCCAUUUCCAGAUUUUGUUCCAGUGUGCCCGUCGAACGGGACUCCUCACUGAUAAAAUUCGCGUGGACCACGUCCCAUUUGGUGUGGUUUUAGGCGAAGACAAAAAAAAAUUCAAAACGCGAUCUGGGGACACCGUUCGCUUGAUCGACCUCCUCGAGGAAGGUUUAAAACGCGCCCUCGACAAACUCAAGGAGAAAAAUCGCGACGAGGUGUUGAGUCCCGAGGAGUUGCAGCGUGCCCAAGAAUCCGUCGCCUACGGUUGCAUCAAGUACUCAGAUUUGAGUCACAAUCGUAACCACGAGUACGUCUUCAGUUUUGACAAGAUGUUGGAGGACAAAGGCAACACUGCUGUGUAUUUAUUGUACGCUUACACUAGGAUAAAGUCGAUCGCGCGCACAGCCAACUUCGACGAGGCGAAAAUCGAGGAGUUGGCUAACAACCACUCGAUUUCUCUUGACCACGAGAAGGAAUGGAAACUAACGAAAGUCCUGCUGCGGUUCCCCGAAGAACUAAUCAAAGUCACGAAAGAUUUGUGUCUGCACCACUUGUGCGAGUACGUUUACGAAAUAGCCACCACGUUUACGGAAUUCUACGAUUCGUGUUACUGCGUCGAGAAAGAUUCGUCGGGAGACGUGGUCAAAGUGAAUCACGGGAGGAUUCUGUUAACGGAGGCGACGGCACGUGUUAUGAAGAAGUGUUUCGAUAUUUUGGGUUUGAAACCCGUGUCGAGGAUGUAACUGUUGAAAUAAACUUGUUUGUAUUUUA
Messenger RNA from Zophobas morio, 2159 nucleotides. It is a transcript of the gene ArgRS, whose product is annotated as arginine--tRNA ligase, cytoplasmic. Gene Ontology annotation, cellular component: cytoplasm. Gene Ontology annotation, biological process: arginyl-tRNA aminoacylation. The coding region runs from base 113 to 2131 and encodes 672 amino acids. The record is from RefSeq and is a predicted model, not a curated record. Lineage: Eukaryota; Metazoa; Arthropoda; Insecta; Coleoptera; Tenebrionidae. The transcript has 3 exons. Gene Ontology annotation, molecular function: ATP binding; arginine-tRNA ligase activity.